GAGAUAUAUAUAGUGAUGAUGUGGGAAUGAAAACGAAUCAAAAUCCAAUCGUAUAUUCAGAGUCUGCAAAACAAUUCUGAAAUUUUGCUCCGAUCAUGUACAGAGUAGCAAGCGCAUCGGAAUACCUUGCCAUUACCGGCGUCGGAAUCGACGACAUUAAACUUGCCAAGAAGGCAUGGGUUCUCCCCGGCCAAUCCUGCACCAUCUUCGACAUCUCUCCCGUCAACUACACCUUCGAAGUCCAAGCCAUGAGCGCCGAGAAGCUCCCUUUCAUUCUCCCCGCCGUCUUCACCAUCGGCCCUCGCUCCGACGACAUCGAGUCACUCCUCAAGUACGCGAAACUCAUCUCCCCUCACGACAAGCUCUCCAACCAUGUCAAGGAGCUUGUCCAGGGCGUCAUCGAAGGCGAGACUCGUGUUCUUGCCGCCUCCAUGACCAUGGAGGAGAUUUUCAGAGGCACCAAAGAGUUUAAACAGGAAGUUUUUGGGAAGGUCCAGUUGGAGCUCGAUCAAUUCGGGCUUCUGAUUUACAAUGCUAAUGUUAAACAGUUGGUGGACGUUCGUGGACACGAGUAUUUUUCGUAUUUAGGGCAGAAGACGCAGCAGGAGGCUGCGAAUCAGGCGAAGGUGGAUGUGGCGGAGGCCAGGAUGAAGGGGGAAAUUGGGGCUAAAUCUAGGGAGGGACAAACCCUUCAGAAUGCUGCUAAGAUCGACGCGGAGACUAAGAUUAUUUCGACUCAGAGGCAAGGGCAGGGGAAGAAGGAGGAGAUUAAAGUCAGGGCGGAGGUUAAGGUGUUCGAGAAUGAAAGGGAGGCGGAAGUGGCGGAAGCCAACGCCGAACUUACUAAGAAGAAGGCUGCCUGGACUAGAGCUGCCCAAGUGGCGGAAGUGGAAGCCACGAAAGCCGUCGCACUCAGAGAGGCGCAGUUACAGAAGGAGGUGGAGAUGAUGAAUGCAAUGACUAUGACGGAGAAAUUGAGGGCUGAAUUUCUUAGCAAAGCCAGCGUUGAGUAUGAAACUAAGGUACAAGAGGCAAAUUGGGAGUUGUACAACAAGCAAAAGAAAGCGGAAGCGGUUCUGUUCGAAAAGGAGAGAGAAGCCGAAGCACAGAAGGCAUUAGCCAACGCCGCGUUUUACGCUCGUCAACAAACCGCCGACGGAGAGCUCUACGCCAAAAAGAAAGAGGCGGAGGGAUUGGUAGCGCUGGCGGAGGCUCAAGCUCAUUACCUCCGUUCACUUCUCGACGCAUUGGGCGGUAAUUACGCCGCUCUCAGAGAUUACCUAAUGAUCAACGGAGGCCUCUUCCAAGAAGUUGCUAAAAUCAAUGCCGACGCCAUUAAAGGCCUUCAGCCUAAAAUUAGUGUCUGGACUAAUGGGAGCGGCGGACAAGGCCUGGAAGGCGGCGGCGGAGCUGGGACUAUGGCGUUGAAAGAGGUGGCCGGAGUUUACAAAAUGCUGCCACCGCUGUUUCAGACGGUUCAUGAGCAGACUGGAAUGCUUCCUCCGCCGUGGAUGGGAAGUUUGGGUGAUUCUUCUCAGAAUUGAAGGAGGGUUUGAUUUGGUUUAAUGUUUACUUGUGUUUGUAUAUCAAAUCAAUUGAAAUAUCUCUGAAUUCCCCUUUUUUCUUUUUUUGCUAUUAAUCAAAGACCAAAUAAAUUGGUGUAGCAAUUCAUAAUCUUCUAA
Molecule: messenger RNA, 1682 nt
Organism: Benincasa hispida (wax gourd)
Lineage: Eukaryota; Viridiplantae; Streptophyta; Magnoliopsida; Cucurbitales; Cucurbitaceae
Product: flotillin-like protein 4
Cellular component (GO): plasma membrane raft; plasma membrane
Source: RefSeq, a predicted model, not a curated record